AUGGAGGACAAACAGACCGCGGCCCCGGUCCUCAGCGUCCUCCUGCUGCUGAUGGUGGAGUACGCACGCAGCCAGAGAAUCUGCAUAGUCCCGUCUGGUCCGGUCCUGGUCGCAGAGAACAACACUGUGGAUGUGGAGGUGGUCCAGAUCGACACCAGUCCCAGUCCGGACCUGGUUUUGGAUCUCCUCGUGAACCCGGAUGAGCUCUUCUAUCUGAAUGGCAAUGCACUGAUGGCCAAGAGAGGACUGGACUUUGAGGCUUUGUCCAGUCCGACUCUGACCGUGUGGGUGCAGUGUAAAACAGACAACUACACCCUGAGCGAGUCUGUGGAGGUACUGGUGGAGAACGUCAACGACAACCCUCCGAACUUCGACCGAACGCACUACGCUCUGGACGUCAACGAGCUGUCUGCCGUGAACUCCAGUGUGGGUUCUAUCGAAGCCACAGACGUCGACUCGGAGCCGCUUUACUACAGACUGGAACCAGCGACGGACAAGUAUUUCCGUCUGGAGAAUGCAACAAGCCCAAAGAUUGUGGUGAGGAGUGUGAUCGACUACGACACGAUUCAGAAGGUUACUCUGGUGCUACACGUGCAGGACAUGUUUAACGGAUCUGCGUCCAACAAACCCUUCUUCACGUCGGUGGCGACCCUCACGCUGAACAUCCGGGACGUGGACAACCGGCCGCCCUGGUUCCAGCCGUGUGUGAGGGCCACUCUGGGCCUCAGCAAGCUGUGUGUGAGCGGAGGCUACAAGGGGAGAGUCAACCUCACCGAGAAGGAGGAGGGGCCCCUGGUGCUGGAGCCUGGGCCGGUGUUUGCCAAAGACGGAGACCGAAACCUUAGUGAGCAGAUCAGCUACAAGAUCCUCAAAGGAAAUGAGGGAAACCUGUUCCAAAUGGACGAAGAGACUGGAAACAUCACUAUGACCAAAGUUGCAGACGUCCUGGGCCCCAUCAGUCUGACGGUCAUCGCUUCGCAAGUCCAGAACCGGGACCAGUUUGCGGUGGCCCAGGUGGUGUUCGAGGUGAUGAAGAAGAGCCGGAGUCCUCCUCGUUUUGAGAGGGAGCGCUUUGACGGCUUCAUCUACAGCAACUCUGUCCCCGAGAGUCUGGUGCUGAGGGACCGUGGAUCCAACCGGCCCUUCAGGCUCCGGGCUCGUGACGACGACUUCGCCACGGGCGUGAACCCGGACAUGAAGUACGAGGUGCAGUACAGCAGUUAUGUGAACGUGACCAGCGAUGGCUUUGUGAUUCUCAAACGAGUGGUGAAGACCGAGUCCUUCGCUCUGCAGUUACGAGCGGUGGACACCAGCACCGGAGAGUUUGGCACGGCGGCACUCUCCGUGCAGGUCAUCCCAGCCGUUGCACUCCCGUCCCCGGCCAGUGGGGGGUACCGUCCCGGGGAUAUGGCUCUGCUGGGUCUGGUGAUGGCCGCUCUGCUGCUGCUGUGUCUCAUCGUCAUCGGGUUCCUGUUGUCCCGAGUCCUGAAGGGGGACGGCCUGGGGAACAUCUGCCAGUGCUGGCCCGGGCCCCAUUCCCACGCUCACAGAGACUCUCUUCAGUUCACAAACGAUGGCUUCCAGACAGAGGGCGAGUCCAAGGGCCGGUGGGCGGGCAUGUUCCCCAGAGGAAAGGUGCUGCCUCUGGGCAAACGCAGCUCCAAGACCUGCUCCACCUGCGGCAGCUUCUCCAACCACGUCCAGCGCACCAGCCCCAUGAGCCGCCGCGCGCAGAGGGAGCUGCGGAACGGCUCGGAGUCCGGUCUCAUGCGGCCGCGGAGGAAAGAGGGUCAGAAGUCGGUCUGGUUCAAAGAGAUCGAGGUGGAGAUCAUCCCCGACACCACCGUGUUAGAGGAGGAGCCACAGGAAGGGGAGGAGCCAGAGCAGGAAGAGGAGGCGGUACGAGACCCCAAAGCCCCGCAGAGACCCGAGAGCCCGAGCUCAGACAGCACUGCAGAGAAGAGCCCGGAGUAG
Molecule: messenger RNA, 1974 nt
Organism: Knipowitschia caucasica
Lineage: Eukaryota; Metazoa; Chordata; Actinopteri; Gobiiformes; Gobiidae
Source: the annotation of a GenBank genome assembly